Leptopilina heterotoma is the source of this 3692-nucleotide messenger RNA. Its product is annotated as ubiquitin-protein ligase E3B. The record is from RefSeq and is a predicted model, not a curated record. The transcript is spliced from 16 exons. Gene Ontology annotation, molecular function: protein binding; ubiquitin protein ligase activity. Lineage: Eukaryota; Metazoa; Arthropoda; Insecta; Hymenoptera; Figitidae. The coding region runs from base 360 to 3575 and encodes 1071 amino acids. Gene Ontology annotation, biological process: ubiquitin-dependent protein catabolic process; protein polyubiquitination.
UUUUACAAUUCUGAGAAGUGAGAAGUUUCUCCAAUUUAACAUACAAUAACAAUGGUAGUCUGCACUGUAAAAAAACAGUAAAAAUCAGAACGUUUAUAAAACUGUCAUUGAAUUUCUCUUGAACAAGAAUAAAAAAUUGAUAACGAAACGUGAUUUGAGAUUGACUCGGGGUUUUAAUAACUGUUUACUUUUUAUACUGUAUACAAAAAAGUAAAAUGAAAAUAAAAGUGUGUAUUGACAGGAACAUUAUUUGUGAGCAAUAAAUGAUGAUAUAUAAACAAAUGAAGAGCUGACAAUGUUUAUUAGUUGUACUAUGAUUUGAUAAUUAUUUCAUUCAUCUAAGGUCUUUUUAAUUAAGAAUGUUUAAAGCAGAAGAAUCGUCGAAAGGUAGUUUCCUUCAGCAAACAAAAGCCGCGAGAGAGGAACGUGCCAAUGAAAAAAUUCGAAGGGAAGCAGCAACUUGCAUUCAAGCACUUGUUAAAGGAUGGCUGACUCGAAUUAAAUUUGCCAAUACAAUUAGAACACAAUUUGAUGACAAUUUUCAAGAUGAGAAACCUGGCGAUAAUGAAACAAAUGACGCUGUGAAACUAAAACCUGCUCUACACAUCUACAAAAUUAUUUCUAGAUUUUUAAUUGUAUAUAAGUCGGAGAAAGAUCAAGAAAGAGUGGAAAAAUUAUGCAGAUAUCUUGUGCUAUCAAUUUUAUCAGAAUCACCGAAAUUCUCUUAUGUUGGAGUUGCAUUAAACAAAGAGCAUAACAUAUCAUGGAUUUCACAAAUAAAAACAAUAUUGCACCACUGUAUGACUGGUUUAGAAAAUCUCAAACCAGAAAUUGUUUCUGACAAUAAAUCAAUUGUAUUAAGAUUGCACACGUUAAUCAGUUUCACGUCACCGAAAACAUGGGCUAUUCUUCAUCUCAAUGGAAUGGAGAAACUCAAAACAGGAAUGAAUCAACUUUGUGCGAAUAUUAUGGGACAUCUAGUCAGCAAUGGAUUCUAUAAUAUUAUGCAGGCUCUCUUGGUGAGAAGUUUGGCGAGAGAAAGUAUUACGUUGACACCUGUUGAAUUAACAGCCGUUAUUACGUUAACGUUCAGGCCUCUGAUUUCUUCUCAAAUGUCUGAUAAAUUAGUUUCAUUGUUUUUAAUAAACAUCCUCAGCGUUCCUUCUUUGAUUUAUCAUUUAAAUAAAGAAGAAUUCGAUAAGUGCAUCUCAUUAUUUAAGACACAUAGUCUUCUGUCAAGAAGUUUAGAUUUAUUAAAUUCUGAGCAAAAUUUAAGGAUAGUUUUUAACGCUCUUGAAGGGAACUAUGCGUUAUGCCUGUUAGCAAAUUUAAUUCAGUUAGCAACUAUCGAAAAGGAAGAAGUUUUAAAAGAGGCCUACUUUCCAUCUUUCACGUUUGUGGUAACAAAGAUGCUGGAGGCUUGUCAACAAUAUGUGGUUGCGAAGAAAAGUAAUUUAACAAGUUGGCAUCCAAUUCUCGGAUGGUUUGCUCAAAAAAUUGAUCCAUCACUUCCGGGAGUUAUUCCAUUUGUUAAACUACAAUUAUCUGAACUUUGGACUGGAAAAAUUGUAACUCAAUUGAUCGGCCAGCCAUUAAUGGAACUUGUUGAGAAUGAAUCUCCACCACAAUUGGAGCAACAAAGCAUCUCAGUGGGUACUAAUAUUUUUGUUCGAGCUUUCCUCGAAGCGAGGACAAACAGAACAAAUAGCAAUAAAAACUAUCGUAAGCUAGGAAGUCCUGAAACGACGAAAAUAGCUUUGAUAUGUUCACUUUAUCAGACUGCUCUUGACACACUAACUGGAAUUAAAUUUGAUAUUUUAAUAGGUUUAAGCAGUGGUAAACUUUUAUAUCACAUGUGGCUCUUUUUGGGAACUCUUGGUCCUCAUUGUGGUUUGAAGGCAUUCCUCGAUUUAUUAGCAGCUAAUACAAAAUGUACAGCUCCAGAAUUUCACAUGCUGAUAUUAUUUUGUGACUGUAUGACAAAUUAUAUUGCGCUGCUAGACGAUAUGAAUAUGUAUGAGACACAAGAUCCUUUUAAACUUUCGGAUUUUAUUACGAUGUCGUAUUUCCUCAACCAGUUUCUUUAUAAAGCAGUUCUCAACAACUUAUUCGAUGGAAAAUCAGUGAUUAAUAAUCCAUUAUUUACAUCAUUGCAUACUUUACUUAUGACAAUAUAUAGAAGGGACUGUAGAAGGACUUUUUGUCCAGAGGGUCACUGGUUGGCAAAGGAGGUUAGAGUUUCCGGAUUCCUUGCUGAUCUCGAAAAAGGGCGGAGAGGAGCAGCGCUACUUCUUUCUAAAAUGCCUCACGUUAUACCUCACUCUGAAAGAAUUGUACUCUUUAGAAAACACAUAGCUGAUGAAAAAGCAGUGCUUGGCUUGACCGAAAGUGCCUGUAAUAGUCCUCCUUCGACUUUGAUUUCAGUUCACAGAUCACGAAUAGUAGAAGACGGUUAUCGACAAUUGGCAAUGUUACCAUCUCAGGCAUUGAAAGGUGUGAUAAGAGUUCGUUUCGUGAAUGAACAAGGACUAGAUGAAGCUGGAAUCGAUCAGGAUGGUGUGUUUAAAGAAUUCCUCGAGGAAACAAUUAAGCGAGUUUUUGAUCCUUCUUUAAAUUUAUUUAAAGCAACAAGUGAAAAUAGACUUUACCCCUCGCCAACAUCCUCAAUACAAGAAAAUCACCUUUUACUUUUCGAAUUUGUCGGCCGGAUGCUGGGAAAGGCUGUUUAUGAAGGAAUAGUCGUCGACGUACCAUUUGCUUCAUUUUUCGUCUCACAAUUUUCCGGACAAACUUGUGGUGCAUUUUACAGUUAUAUCGAUGAACUAGCAUCUCUUGAUCGAGAUUUAUAUCGAAGUUUGACUCUCGUAAAAAAUUAUCACGGAGACGUGCAACAAUUAGAAUUAUCAUUUUCGUUGGAUGAGGAUGUAAUGGGAAAAUUAGUCACCCACGAAUUGAUUCCUGGUGGAAGAGCAGAACCUGUUACUGAUCAAAAUAAAAUUAAUUACGUUCAUUCGAUGGCAAGAUUCCGAAUGGUCACGCAAAUUAAAGAUCAAACUUUUGCCUUUAUAAAAGGUUUUCGUUCCAUUAUUAAUCCAGAGUGGUUAUCGCUUUUCUCAACACCCGAGUUGCAAAGAUUAAUUUCGGGAGAUAAUGUACCGUUAGAUCUUCGUGAUUUGCGAAGACAUACUCAAUAUUAUGGAGGGUUUCACGACAGCCAUCGAGUGGUUUGUUGGUUGUGGGAUAUUUUAGAAAAGGACUUUUCUGAAGAAGAGAGAGGAUUAUUUCUAAAGUUUGUGACUAGUUGUUCGAAAUCGCCGUUGCUUGGUUUCGCUCAUUUGGAACCUCCUUUUUCGAUAAGGUGCGUAGAAGUUGGAGCUGAUGAAGACACUGGUGAUACAAUAGGCAGUAUAAUUAGGGCAUUUUUCACAAUUAGGAAGAAGGAUCCACAAAAUAGAUUGCCUACGUCAUCUACGUGUUUUAAUCUCCUGAAAUUACCAAAUUAUCAAAAAAAGAGUACUUUGCGGGAAAAAUUACGAUAUGCUGUUACAAGUAAUACAGGUUUUGAACUUUCGUAAUUAUUUCUAAAUAUGACGCUAUAGCUGUGAAAACCAAAAAAUUGCAAAUUUAUAGCUAAUAUAAUGUAAAAUAUCAAAUACAUAGUAUAUUGUAUUAUUUAGAUGUAUAUUGUGAAA